GAUAAAGAGCUGUUCUUCAGCCUGCUUUUCACGGGAGGUUUGUCUCCGUGCGGGCGUGUUGGUCUACGUCUGUUAGUACAGGCAAAGAGAAGAAGUGCAAUAGUUUGAAAUCCAGCCAAAUACACCCAGAUACUGCAGUUUUGCUUUCCAGAUAAAUGAAUUCACAGGACCAAUCCGGUUCAGACAGAGAAAUUUCCAUAAGUUACCAGAUAAAUUGUCCAAACUGCGAGAAGCUGCAGACGCCGUCUGAGAAGCUCCCGAGACACUUGUGUCGCAGCCAGGUGUACGGAGACGAAGACAAAGACAAAGACAAAGACGAGGUCAAAGUGCAGUCCCUGCCGACCGCUGACAUCUGCACUGCACCAAGACUUCUGGGGAGAACCUGUCUGAAUCGCCGAACGAUGAGUGACGCCGCAUCCAGUGCAACAGGGGAGCGCGUGCGCACGACCGUCUUCCAACAGGAGCGCAACACCAGCAUCACCUACCGCAUCCCGUCACUCCUCCGCCUACCAGAAGGGGGCACCCUGCUGGCCUUCGCCGAGAAGAGGGCCACCGCGAGGGACACGGACGCCCUGUGGCUGGCGAUGAGACGGGGACAAGUGUCCAACGACUCCAUCCAGUGGUCACCAAUGGAGGAGUUGCAGGACGCCACCCUGAAAUGCCACCGCGCCAUGAACCCCUGCCCUGUGUACGAGAAGGAUUCCAGAACUCUCUUCCUUUUCUUCAUCUGUGUUCCGAAAGGGGUAACUGAGGGGGAGCAGCUCCAAAAAGGUAAAAACGCGGCCAAGCUCUGCUACAUUAAGAGUGCUGAUGGCGGCCGAAGUUGGAGCAGCGUCACGGACUUGACAGACAGUGUGAUUGGAGAAAAGGUCAAAGCCUGGGCCACGUUUGCCGUUGGACCGGGACACGGCAUCCAGACAGCGAGCGGGAAGCUGAUCAUUCCUGCCUAUGCCUACCACAUCGGCUCUUCUGUGCAGCCUCACCCUCACGCCUUCUACUUCUACAGCAGCGACAGCGGCGAGACAUGGCACAUCGGCGACACCGUUGACAUGUGGUCGUGUGAGUGCGUGAUGGCCGAGGUGGUGGACCAGGAGAAAAAGGGACAUGUUUACUGCAACGCCCGAAACCAGUCUGGCCACAGGGUGGAGGCUCUGGGCCACAGCCACGACACUGGAUUUAGUAAGUCUGCUUUAGCUCUGAAACUGGUGGAGCAGAAUGGGGGCUGCCAAGGCACCGUCAUAGGGUUUCCUGCACCCAAGUCCUACCUGGAGAAGCACAGCAACGCGGACUCACUCACAUGGCUGCUGUUCUCUCACCCCACUGAUGAGGGGAGCAGGAGGAACCUGGGCGUGUACCUGAACAAGAGGCCACUGCAAGGGUCCAACUGGGAGGAGCCUUGGAUCAUCAACCGCGGCCCCAGCGGCUACUCGGACCUGGUGUACUGCGAGGACAAGGAGCUGUUCGUCUGCUUGAUGGAGUGCGGUGAGAAGAGCGAAGUCGAGCAGAUCGCCUCCGUGUGUUUCUCCCUCAGUGACGUCUUGGAGGCGACUGGGAAAAAAGCUGAGACUCAGUGACUUUUUAAUUUAAAUAAACCAUGACAAAAGCUUUCACUUCCAAAACAAUGAUUAAUAUAUACAGUAAUUAAAUGAAAACUACAGUACAGAUAGAGAAUGAAUGAGAUGAAUAAUGUUACAUCUACUUCAGGAGGAUGGAGUUAUUGAGUCUUACGGGUUCUCUUGUUUGCUCUUAUUUGUCUGAUUGUGAUCUGAAUCUCACCCCCUUGUGUAAAGACUGUUAUUAGCAGAGCCGAGUAACCGCAUGUAAACACCCAACAACAUGUUAUGAAAUCAUUUUCUCCUCCCUUAUUAUUUUUUUGAAUGACAAAAUCACAUAAAUACUUUCAUUUCAUGUUUUCUUUUGUGCCUUUCUGCGUUUGCUGUAACAGCAAGUAGAAAAAGCCUAUGGAUGAUACAGGUCAUUCAUAAGUGUAUGUUUUAUUGUUUCUUUAGAAAUAAGCGUAGCUAUAGCUGUACUUGCUUAAACAAAUCAAAGGGGAAUUGCUGGAGUGUGCUUACUUUUUUACAAUUUUCUAAGUAUUUACUCUUUAUUAUGAUUUACUUUGUUAUCCUUUAUUAUAUUCUUCAGCAUAUGGUUUUCAUUUAUGCCUUACCAUUUUACCCCAUUAUAUUUUACUUGUAUGCAUUCACUUUACUCUGGUGCAUAUAUAUAUCUGUGAUAUUACCUGCUGCAGAACGUUCUAGAGAGAAAACACCUGUUACUGGAAAAUUUCCCUUACUGGGAUCAGAUCCAGGAGACCUUGGAUGGUAUUUAUUUUGAGUACAAGUAGCGAGUUUUGGUUUGUAUAAAAACACGGUGAAGACGUGCAGGUGUGUGUGUCUGUGAUGGGUAACACUUGGUCAGAACUGAAAUAAACUGUGUUUAAGCAUGACUGUGCUUCUUCAUUGUGACUCAGAAAAACCACGAAU
Molecule: messenger RNA, 2486 nt
Organism: Scleropages formosus (Asian bonytongue)
Lineage: Eukaryota; Metazoa; Chordata; Actinopteri; Osteoglossiformes; Osteoglossidae
Product: sialidase-4-like
Exons: 3
Coding region: 156-1574 (472 amino acids)
Biological process (GO): oligosaccharide catabolic process; ganglioside catabolic process
Cellular component (GO): membrane; cytoplasm; intracellular membrane-bounded organelle
Molecular function (GO): exo-alpha-sialidase activity
Source: RefSeq, a predicted model, not a curated record